AGGUGGCAGUAAACACCGGAAGCCGGACGUGUUUAUAAGCAGCUGCUAAGCUAACAGGCUAACAGGCUAACUGACAGCGCUGGUUGAACUUUCCUCCGAGUCCGAGGCCGCAGAGUUUCUCAGGAUGAGUCUUCAGUGGACGGCGGUCGCCACCUUCCUCUACGCAGAGGUCUUCUUCAUCCUGCUGCUCUGCAUCCCCUUCAUCUCGCCCAAGAGGUGGAGUAAGAUCUUCAAGUCUCGUAUCGUGCAGACCAUCGCUCUGUAUGGAAACACCUCGUUCAUGGUGGCCAUCGCCAUCCUCGUCUUCCUGCUCAUCGACGCGUUCCGUGAGGUCAGGAAGUACAGCGUCCCGGAGAAGGUCGACCUGACCAACAACCCCAACGCCGUCGAACACAUUCACAUGAAGCUGUUCAGAGCUCAGAGGAACGAGUACAUCGCCGGCUUCGCCCUGCUGCUGUGCCUGUUGCUGCGUCGGCUGGCCACUCUGCUCUCCCAGCAGGCUUCUCUCAUGGCCUCCAACGAAGCCUUCAAGAAGCAGGCGGAGGGCGCCAGCAACGCCGCCAAGAAAUACAUGGAGGAGAAUGAAGAGCUGCAGGAGAAACUGCGUAAUGCUGGAGUGGAGGUGCCGGAGGCCGGGAAGAAGGGAGCAGGACCACAGGAGGAGAACAAGAACCUGAAAGAGGAGGUGAAGACUCUGAAGGAGGAGAGAGACGCCAGCAAGAAAGCUCUGCAGAAGUCGGACAGUGACGUUCGAGCGAUGAAGAAACAGGCAGAGAACCUGACAGUGGAAUACGACAGACUGCUGGAGGAGCAUAGCAAGCUGCUGGCGACCAGCGACAAGAAGUCAGACUGAGGAGGAGAAACAGUUUCCAGCUUCUCUCAUCUUCAUCUUCAUCACCUUCGACGUCCACAGCUUCUGUUUCCACCUCGACGUCCUGCGCAGCGGUGUGAUGUCACUUCCUCUCUGGCUGUGAUUGCUUCAUUAGCCUGUUCAAGCUUUUUCGGAAGAUAAAAAAAACUCUUCACUUGUGUUUCUGUUGGACUUUCUGAUUUUGUUUCUUGUUCACAGAUUUUUUUGUUUUCUGUCAGUUAAGCGGUUUGUCCGUCUGAAACAAUCGGAUCUGAUAAUUUCCUGUUUCCUGCUGACGAGUUUUCAUUCCAAAAUAAAAGCUCCAAUGGUUUUAUAAAAACAUUCGUCUGGCGUCUCGGACGAAUGUUUUUCACAUUCCCGGUUAAAAGUGUCCAAACAGAAACCAUCUUCAGACUCGGCUCAGAAAUCACCUGGUGAAUGUCGGGUUGUGAAUUUAUCCUGAAUGUUUUUUUUUCUGAUUUGAAUGAAAUUCCCUGAACUCUGACAAAUCAAGUCUCGAAGUUCGUUGCUGUGACGACCAACAUGGGGUCAAAGGUUGCGUCUCUUUAAAGAAGUGAAACUUUUCAUCUUCUGACUCUUGAGUGUUUACUUUUCUUGUUGGUUCAGCCUCAGUUUUUUUUCUUUGCUUUGCUCUGGCUCCGCCCACACUGAUGUGUUGUAAUUUUAAAUCUCAUCACUGUUGCUAUGGUUAUGCCUUCCGUCCACAAGACUCAGAGUUUUCCAGCCUGUGAAUCAGUGACUUGUGUAAACGCUGCUGGUCUCGUUUCAGUUUGAAAACUCUGGGUUUGUGAUUUAGUCUGAACGGAAACUUUAGUAAACGAAGACGUCCAGGUUCUCUUCCUGAUUGGUUCCCGUCAGUCACAUGACUCGACUACGAGCGGUGAAUACAAAACGUUUCUAACACUUCCAGUCAGUAACAGUUCCACCUCGUUAAAACCCUGCUCUCACUCGGUAACCAAGCAACCAACUGUUUACGUCACAUGACCAGUGGACAUGAAUGAAAUGAAAACUUGUCAGUGUGGGCGGAGCCGUGUUCUGACGACACAAGAUCAUUUUGUUUCACACUUUAAACUUUAAAACCUUGUUUGAUGUUUGUUCUGUUGGUGGAGGAAGAAUCACACGAUGUUUGUAUCGAAAGAAAACUUCUGCUCAGCCGAAUGUGAACGAUUGCGUGAAAAGGCUCAAACCAAACAUGAUCAGCGUCUGUUUUCAAAGAUGGCCGACACAGGCUCUCAGUUGUUAAUAAUGACUUAAAGACCAAACCCAUCAGAAACAGGAACAUGCACAUAUGUAACUUCCUGUUGUCUUUACUCACAGCCGCUGGUUUCCUGUGACCUGAUGUGAAACUGUUGAUCUGUAUGUGAAAGUUCAUGUGAGGUUCAUGGAUCAUGUGUCAACUUCCUGUUUGAUACGAAAUAAACUGUCGACUCAGUGGA
Limanda limanda (common dab) is the source of this 2307-nucleotide messenger RNA. It is a transcript of the gene bcap31, whose product is annotated as B cell receptor associated protein 31. The record is from RefSeq and is a predicted model, not a curated record. Gene Ontology annotation, biological process: intracellular protein transport; endoplasmic reticulum to Golgi vesicle-mediated transport. Gene Ontology annotation, cellular component: endoplasmic reticulum membrane; endoplasmic reticulum. The transcript is spliced from 8 exons. Lineage: Eukaryota; Metazoa; Chordata; Actinopteri; Pleuronectiformes; Pleuronectidae. The coding region runs from base 125 to 853 and encodes 242 amino acids.